Meriones unguiculatus (Mongolian gerbil) is the source of this 4898-nucleotide messenger RNA. RefSeq names its product zinc finger DHHC-type palmitoyltransferase 20 (gene Zdhhc20). Lineage: Eukaryota; Metazoa; Chordata; Mammalia; Rodentia; Muridae. Bases 129 to 1262 code for a protein of 377 amino acids. Gene Ontology annotation, cellular component: Golgi apparatus; endoplasmic reticulum. Gene Ontology annotation, biological process: protein targeting to membrane; peptidyl-L-cysteine S-palmitoylation; synaptic vesicle maturation. The transcript is spliced from 14 exons. Gene Ontology annotation, molecular function: protein-cysteine S-palmitoyltransferase activity. The record is from RefSeq and is a predicted model, not a curated record.
CGCCGUCGGCCUUCGCCGUUCCUCGCGGCAGCCGCGCCUCGCGGUCGUCGGAGCUGGCGUCGGAGCCGGGGGCGUCUUGGCGCUCUUCGGAAUCUGGCGAAGCGGACCCAGGCGGCCACCGGAGGAACAUGGCGCCCUGGACCCUCUGGCGCUGCUGCCAGCGCGUGGUGGGCUGGGUUCCGGUGCUCUUCAUCACCUUUGUGGUCGUCUGGUCCUACUACGCGUACGUGGUGGAGCUGUGCGUGUUUACUAUUUUUCGAAAUGGAGAAAACGGAAAGAUGGUUAUUUACCUUGUGGCUUUUCAUCUGUUCUUUGUUAUGUUUGUAUGGUCCUAUUGGAUGACAAUAUUCACAUCUGCCGCUAGCCCCUCCAAAGAGUUCUACUUGUCAAACUCUGAAAAGGAACGUUAUGAGAAGGAGUUUAGCCAAGAAAGACAGCAAGACAUUUUGAGAAGAGCAGCAAGAGACUUGCCCAUCUACACCACAUCAGCUUCGAAAGCUAUCCGAUAUUGUGAAAAAUGUCAGUUGAUUAAACCUGAUCGGGCCCAUCACUGCUCAGCCUGUGACAGAUGUGUUCUUAAGAUGGAUCAUCACUGUCCAUGGGUGAAUAACUGUGUGGGAUUUACUAAUUACAAAUUCUUCAUGCUGUUUUUGUUGUAUUCUCUACUGUAUUGCCUUUUUGUGGCUACAACAGUUUUAGAGUAUUUUAUAAAAUUUUGGACGCUUUGCCGCAGGAAAUCUACAGAAAAUUGCCCAAAGAAUGAACUGAAAAAUUCGGGUGCAAAAUUCCACGUACUGUUCCUUUUCUUUGUGUCUGCAAUGUUCUUCGUCAGUGUGCUCUCGCUGUUUAGCUACCAUUGCUGGCUAGUUGGAAAAAACAGAACAACAAUAGAAUCAUUCCGUGCACCUAUGUUCUCUUAUGGAAUAGAUGGAAAUGGUUUCUCUCUUGGAUGCAGCAAAAAUUGGAGACAAGUCUUUGGUGAUGAAAAGAAAUACUGGCUAGUUCCAGUAUUUUCAAGCUUGGGUGAUGGUUGCAGUUUUCCAACUCGCCUUGUGGGGAUGGAUCCAGAACAAGCUUCUGUUGCCAACCAGAGUGAAUAUGUCAGAAGUAUUGGCUCAAAUCAACCUUUUCCUAUCAAACCACUUAGUGAAUCAAAAAACCGUUUGUUGGACACUGAAUCUCAGUGGCUAGAGAAUGGAGCUGAAGAAGGAGUCACCAGAUCAGGGACAAAUAACCAUGUUACAGUGGCAAUAGAAAAUUGAGUACUACUUGUUCAUAACUAACCAUUUGAUGAGUGCAAGGUAUAUAAAAACACAUUUUGGACUAUUUUCAGUUUUAUUUGCAAGAAAAUUACCAGAUGGAAUGAAAUAAUUGAAGUAUAACAGAAGAUAUAUUUUUUAAAAGGAAGUGUUUGUACAGUUUGAUGGAUCCACAGAAGCACUACAGAGCAGAAAGAUGCCUUAAUUUUUAGUGUCCAUUUGUGCAACAUUGCCUCACAGCUCAAAAGUGACUUAAUUUUCCUUUGGAAAUAACACCUGUUUUGAGAUGCUAUCAUCACAUGUUAACCUGCCGUAUGUAUUUUUAACAGCUGAGUUACAUUAGAGUUAUUUCUUAGUAUCCACAUAAAUUCCCACCCUAAAAACAUAAACUAAAAAGUUGUCUGUGGUGGAGUCAUCUAGGGAAAAUGGUGGCUAAAAAAUGAUAAUACAAAUCACUGAUUCUUAUGCUGUUGUAAGGGAAGGAAAAUACUGUUUUUUUAUUAGAUGUUUACUAAUUUAUAAUUACUGUUUUAUACUUGUAAACAUUUUAAUAAAGAUUUUUUUAUUAUUGGCUACAAAAUAACACUCAGAAGGAUUCAGAUACCUAAAUAUAAUCAUUUAGAACAUUGAAGAUAUUAAUAUAAUUCAAUGAAGAUUGUAGAUAGAAGCAUUGAUACUUCCAAUUAAUACUUCUAAAAGCCAAGUGGCAUACACCUGUAAUCCCAGCACUCAGGAGGCUGAAGCAAGAUUGCUGUGAGUUUGAAUCUAGUCUGGGUUACAAAGGGACAAAUGCAUACAUAGGUAUCCAAAAUGCAGAAUAAAAGAAGCAUUAAUGCAACCAUGUGUUGUAGUAUGUGCCCAAGGCUCAAAUGCAACAUGGUAGUAAAAGAAAUAUUUUGGUAUUCUCUGCUUUUUAAUUACUAAUUGUUGAAACUUCAGGGGAAUUUUAUAUGAGCAAGGAAGCCCAGAGGUUCACAUGCUGUACAAAGAUCAAGUACAACAUGAAUAGGUGGAAAUGGCUAAAGAAGAGAGAAUGAUAGAAGGCAUAUUACAAACAGUUAAACAGAUUUUCAUCCCCAAAGCAUACAGACUACAACAUACUAUUGAAUAGGCUUUCUAAAAAUUAAUAUGGUACUGUAUAGUAAUUCUGUACAGCAUAAACAGUGACUGAAAAUGCUGUUCCAGGUGAGGGUGAAGUAAAUAGAGCAAAAACAGAAAUUCCCAGUCUUGGGCUUGAAAAAUGUUCAGUAGAUAAAGGGACUGAGACUAGCCACAUGCUGGAAGGAGAAAACCAACUCCCACACAUCUUUUGACAGACAACCCUUUUAAAAGAUAGUAUGUCCUUUAGAAUCUAGUGACUUAAAUAGGAAUGGCUGUAUUUAGAUUAGUCCCGUGUCUGUAAAAAGACAAUGUGGGAAUGCUAUCUUGGUUUAUACUGUUUGUCAAAGAAAAACCCAAAAUGAUUGCUUUCAGCGGACCAGCAAAGAGAGGUCUCACUCGUGUGCUGGUUUCUGGGGUGGGACUGUAGAGUGCCACUGUCUGCACAAUGGGAUUGUGGAGGACAGGGCAUCCUGUAUGAGCUGGACUACAGGACUCCCAUCAUUCCCCAAUUUCAGGAGUUGAAGUGUGCAAAAUAACCUUGUUUUUCAUGUACCCACCAAGCAUCUCUAGAAUCCUGUGUAUAUCAGACAUUAUACUAAAGAUAAUAUUGUGAUUUCCUAAUCCUGCAUAAAUCAAGACAGCUGAUGUUCCAACUUUGCAAUUUGGGAAAUUUAUUGAAUUCCCAUUGACUUCACUAAUGCUGAAUCUUAAGUAACUUUUCCUUUGGACCAGAGGAGUUAGUUAGCAUUGGAACCAUGGUUUAAAAUUAUAUGUAGUUUGAAUUCCUCUUUGUUUCAACUCUUUAUUGUUAAAACUUUGAUUCUAACAGAAUGAAUUAAGAGAUACCAAUUACUGCUAGAUACGUGAUAAAGCUCGCAAUCUCAGCACUUGUAAGCCUGAGGCAAAAAGGUCAAGUUCAUUCUCAGCUUCAUAGUAAGUUCAAAAGGAGCCUGUGCCGCAUGAGACCCUGUGUCAAAAAACCAAGAGAGGUAAAAAAGGUCAAUUACCAACCAGAAAUACAACCUCAAUUUUGUAGUUUGCAUGCUACUUUCAGAAGCGUUCUCUUCUGGUCCUUCCAUGUUUCUAUAUUUAGUUCAAGAGAUUCUGAUGCACCUGGCAUAAUAUGCCCUUUUAACAUAUCCUUAUGUAGAAGUACUAUCUUUCUGAGUUUUCAUCAUUUUUGUUUAUUAACAUUAGUAAACUAUUUUUAGUUUUUUGCUUUGGUAGCCUUUAUGCCCAACAUUUUGCCACAUUCUAAAAUAUUUAGCAGGCUUUUGUUGUUCUGUUUUUGUUUUAUUUAGUGCUGGGGAAUCAAUCCCAGAGGUUCAUACUAUCUAUCAGUGACCAUUUGUGAGGGGCCAGGAAGUGAGAUGGGAAUCAGGGCAAGGCUCCUCUUUAGUAUUUCAACUAGUAUUGAGUCUGCUGUCAGCUGGGGACCAGGUCAAAACAAAGCUUUGCCAAAAUUUCAAACACUUGAACAUUUGUGAAGAAAAUGGAGUUGAAUUUCAGGUCUUGCCCUUGCCAUUAAAAAACAUUAGACAGAAGACUUGGUUUAUCCGGGUACAGAGGUACUUGACUGUUGAGUACCUGCGGCACCUGACCACCGUCACUGUGCCAACCAAAGCAGCUGCAGUGUACCAGCUAAUGAACUGAACAUGUUUACAAAGUUGAGUUUUGUCUUCAUAAGAAUGAUUUUUUUAAAACUUUUUACAUAGUGCUUAUGAUUCAGUGUGUUAUAACAGGUUAGCUUAAAUAUAUGGUGUUUACUUGAAUUUUAAUUCUUACAGAAAGCAAAUUUUGACUGUUUACAGGAGUGCUUAAGAUGAGUCAUGAGAUCUCCAAUUACCGCUAAAGCAAAUCUGUGUUAAGGGCAGAUUUAGUGUUAGUGUUAGAGCCUGUGCAUUUGGGGCAUUGAAUAGGAAGUAACUCAAAAAUAUGCGUAGCUUACAUCUUGAUCUACAAACUAGUACUUCUAGCUGUGGAUAAGUAUUUUUAACUAAUCUGAUAUUAAGAAAUCAUAUUUUUGCAUUUCAGUCAAACUAAUAACAUGUAAAAGUACAGAUAAGAUGUAAAUCUGAAUUCAUGUUUCAUAUGAUCUAAGCUGUAUUUUUAAAUUUAAAAUACAAUAGAGAUUUAGAAAGGUCCAUAUUUUUCUAAUGACUUCACUCUAUGUUAUUUUCUUGGGUUGCGUAAAGCAAGGAAUUGUAUUUGUAUUAAGAGGCUAAGAAAGCUGUUAGUUUAUUAUAUUUGUACGUGAUUACAGACAAGUCUAUGCCCAUUUAAAAGAAAAGAUGGAUACUAUUUAAGGCUAUUUAAUAUGCUUUUCUAUAAACAAGUUUGAAAUAUAGUUUCCCUUAGCUGUCUUUACUUAUCAGUAGCAUGGCUUGUAUUUAUUUAUCAUUUGUGUGAACCUUGACCAUGACUGAUGACUCUUUGCUCUGUAUUUUGGAUGGCCUAACCUGCAGUAAUAUGUGCACAUUUUACAACUUUUAUUUCAGAAAUCAUAAUUACUUUGUUAAUAAACAGGCUUUAAAGAUA